This is a messenger RNA of Torulaspora globosa, 4353 nucleotides long. RefSeq names its product chromatin-remodeling histone chaperone SPT6 (gene SPT6). The transcript has a single exon. Gene Ontology annotation, biological process: transcription elongation-coupled chromatin remodeling; positive regulation of transcription elongation by RNA polymerase II; transcription elongation by RNA polymerase II. The coding region runs from base 1 to 4353 and encodes 1450 amino acids. NCBI's taxonomy places the organism in Eukaryota, Fungi, Ascomycota, Saccharomycetes, Saccharomycetales, Saccharomycetaceae. Gene Ontology annotation, cellular component: transcription elongation factor complex. Gene Ontology annotation, molecular function: histone binding; nucleosome binding; DNA binding. The record is from RefSeq and is a predicted model, not a curated record.
AUGUCCGACCCUACAAAUGAUGCCAGGGAGGGGGCAGCUGUGAGAGAUGAAGAGUUGAUAUCCAAUGGAAUCAUCGAUGACAAACCGCCUAGCGACGAAGAGGAAGGCGAGGAUGUGUUUGAUUCGUCUGAGGAAGAUGAAGAUUUAGAAGAGGAUGAGGAAGAAGCGAAGAAGAUCAAGGAAGGGUUUAUUGUUGACGAUGAAGAGGAUGAAACCCUGGAAGGUACUGCGUCGAAGAGGAGGAAAAAGCACAAGAGAAGGGCCAGAGAGGAAGAAGAAGAGGAUAGACUCUCUGAGGAUGAUCUCGACCUGCUUAUGGAAAAUGCGGGCGUCAAACGAAGUACAAUAACACCGAUCGCUGGGAAGUUGAAGCGAUUGAAAAGAGCGGGCGACGAAGAAGCUCAUAAUGAAGAAUCCAGUGGUACGGCGCCAUCAAGAGGGGAUUCAAAUUCCAAACUAGAAGACUUUUUCUCGGAUGAAGAAGAAGAAGAUGAAGGCAUGGCGAAUAACGAAAGAGGAGCUCGCGAUCGCCAUCUUGAAGGCGAAGCCUUGGAUGACGGGAGAGACCACAGAGCAAGUAAAGGUGCUGUGAUGGAUGAACUAGAUGACUUCAUUGAGGAAGAUGAGUUUUCAGACGAAGAUGAAGAAACAAGGCAGCAAAGAAUUCAGGAAAGAAAGCUGCUUCGAGAACACAGAAUGAAGCAGCCGGUUCAGGUGACAGGAUUGUCUUCGGACAAGAUAGAUGAAAUGUACGAUAUCUUUGGUGAUGGACACGACUACGACUGGGCCUUGGAGAUAGAAAAUGAAGAGCUCGAUCAAGGUACCGCGAAUGAAGUUGUCCCAGAUGACGAGGGAGAAGAUAGGGAUGACGCCAGGACUGGAAAGAAGAAAAUAACACUUCAAGAUAUCUAUGAUCUUCAAGAUUUAAAGCGAAACCUGAUGACUGAUGAGGAUAUGGUUAUUAGAAGGGCUGACAUUCCAGAGAGAUAUCAGGAGUUGAGAGCAGGUCUAUCAAAUUAUAAUGAACUUACCGCUGAAGACCAGGACUUAGAGAAGAACUGGAUAAGCGACAAGAUAUCUGUUGAGAAGAACUUCGAUCCAUCCUACGAUUUGACAGAAUUCAAGGAAUGUAUUGGUAAUGCUAUAAAAUUCAUUUCACAAGAAAACUUGGAAGUACCUUUCAUCUAUGCUUAUCGUCGUAACUACAUAUCCUCCAGGGACAAAGAUGGCUUUGUUUUAACUGAAGAUGACUUGUGGGAAAUUGUCAGUCUGGAUAUUGAGUUUCACAGUUUGAUUUAUAAAAGAGAAUAUGUGAAGAGUUUCUACCACGAAUUGGAUAUAAGCGAUCCGAUCGUGGACGAUUACUUCAAGAAUCAAACGACAGGUUCCACAGCCGAAUUGAAUUCUCUGCAAGAUAUUUACAACUUCGUUGAGUUCAAAUAUGCGCAUGAUAUUAACGACUUUGUGGCAAGGAAUUCAGGUAGGAAGCACUUGAAAAAUUCCAGUUAUGAGAAGUUCAAGUCAAGUGCUCUUUACCAAGCUAUUAGUGAUAUUGGUAUUAGUGCCGAGCAGGUAGGUGAGAACAUUAGUUCACAGCAUCAAAUACAUGUCCCCGUGGAUCACCCAGAUUUGACCCCACAUGAAGUUAUUAAAAGUAUAUUGAGUGCCAAUAGCGCCGAUCUGCAGGUAUUUACUUCCAAUACCGAUCUGGCGCUUGACACGGUGAAGAAGUACUAUGCGCUUGAAAUAGCGAAGAAUACUAAGGUCAGAGAAAAAGUCAGGUCAGAUUUUUACAAAUAUUACUUAGCAGAUGUGGUAUUGACAUCAAAGGGGAAAAGAGAGAUUCAAAAGGGUUCAGUAUAUGAGGAUAUCAAGUAUGCUAUUAACAGAACCCCCCAACAUUUCAGAAGAGACCCGGACGUGUUUUUGCGUAUGCUGGAGGCUGAAUCUUUGAAUCUUCUUAACGUGAGGUUACACAUGUCGUCACAGUCUCAAUACGUGGAUCACAUGUUUCAAAUAGCCUUGGAGACCACUAAUACAUCUCAGCUGGCAACAGAAUGGAAUAACUUCCGUAAAUCAACCUUUAAUCGAGCAAUGGAUCAAAUUUUCUCAGAUAUCUCUCGUGAGAUAAAAGACGAUUUAUCCAAGACUUGUGAGAAGCUGGUGGCAAAGACUAUCAGACAUAAAUUUAUGACGAAGCUUGAUCAGGCUCCAUUCAUUCCAAACAGCAAAGAUCCAAAAGUUCCAAAAGUUUUGACAUUGACCUGUGGUCAGGGUAGAUUUGGAGCUGAUGCCAUAAUUGCAGUCUUCUUAAACCGCAAGGGCGAAUACGUUAGGGACUAUAAGAUUGUUGACAAUCCAUUCGACAGAUCAAACCCCGAAAAGUUUGAAGAUACGCUAGACGAAAUCAUUCAAAGCUGUCAGCCAAAUGCCCUAGGAAUUAACGGGCCUAAUCCAAAAACCCAAAAAUUCUAUAAGAGAUUACAGGAAAUUAUCCAUAAGAAGCAAGUGGUUGAUAGCAGAGGACACGCAAUUCCAAUAAUUUACGUUGAGGAUGAGGUUGCGGUUCGCUAUCAGAACUCUGAACGAGCAAGUCAAGAAUUUCCAAACAAGCCACCUCUUGUGAAAUAUUGUAUCGCACUUGGACGCUAUAUGCACUCGCCUCUAAACGAGUACGCUAAUCUUUCUGCCGAAGAGUUGGGUUCAUUGGCAGUUCAUCCGCAUCAGACUUUGUUGCCAAGAGAGAAGUUCUUGAAAGCACUGGAAACAGCUUUCGUUGAUAUCGUUAAUCUAGUUGGCGUCGAGGUCAACAGGGCUACGGAUAACCCUUAUUACGCUCGCUGCUUGAAAUUCAUUUCAGGGUUUGGUAAGCGUAAAGCUAUCGACUUCCUUGAAUCUUUGCAAAGAUUAAACGAACCGCUACUGGCUCGCCAGCAGUUAAUCACUCACAAUAUUCUACACAAAACGAUCUUCAUGAAUGCGGCUGGUUUCUUGUAUAUUUCGUGGAAUGAAAAGAGGCAAAAGUACGAGGAUCUGGAGCAUGAUCAGCUGGAUAGUACUAGAAUCCACCCUGAAGACUAUCAUCUGGCUACCAAGGUUGCUGCUGAUGCUCUUGAAUACGAUCCUGAUGCAAUUGCAGAAAAGGAAGAGCAAGGAACAAUGAGCGAAUUUAUCGAAAUCCUACGAGAGGAUCCCGACCGCAGAUCGAAGUUGGAAUCAUUGAACUUGGAAUCAUACGCGGAAGAGCUUGAGAAGAAUACUGGACAAAGAAAGCUGAAUAACUUGAAUACGAUAGUUUUGGAGCUUUUAGAUGGAUUUGAAGAAUUGAGGAAUGAUUUCCACCCUCUGCAUGGAGAAGAGAUUUUCCAAAGUCUUACUGGAGAAAACGAGAAAACUUUCUUCAAGGGUGCCAUUGUACCUGUCAGGGUCGAGAGGUUCAGACACAACGAUGUCAUUUGUGUCACGAACUCGCUUGUGGAAUGCAUUGUUAAUGCACAACGUCACGCAGGAGCACAGUAUAAACGCCCCCCCGGAGACAUUUACGAGAUAGGUAAGACCUAUCCUUCCAAGGUUGUCUUCAUCGACUACGAGAAUAUUACCGCGGAAGUAUCCUUGCUGGAGCAUGAUGUGAAGCACCAAUUCGUCCCAGUCAAUUACAGCAAAGAUCCCUCAAUCUGGGAUCUAAAGCAGGAGCUCGAAGACUCCGAGGAAGAGAAGAAGAUAACAAUGGCAGAGGCUCGUGCCAAGAGAACUCAUCGUGUGAUCAACCAUCCUUACUACGUUCCGUUCAACGGCAAGCAGGCCGAGGACUAUCUAAGAAGUAAAGAACGUGGUGAUUUCGUCAUCAGACAAUCCAGUCGAGGUGAUGACCAUUUGGUCAUCACAUGGAAGCUGGAUAAAGAUUUAUUUCAGCAUAUCGAUAUCCAGGAGCUUGAAAAGGAGAAUCCCCUGGCUCUGGGGAGAGUGCUAGUUGUUGAAAACCAAAGAUAUCACGAUCUAGAUCAGAUCAUCGUCGAGUACUUACAAAACAAAGUGAGACUGCUGAACGAGAUCACCUCCAAUGAAAAGUUCAAACGUGGGAACAAGAAGGAAGUGAUAAAGUUCGUUGAGGAUUACUCUAAGGUCAACCCGAACAGAUCGGUUUAUUAUUUCUGUUUUAACUAUAGCAACCCUGGCUGGUUCUACCUGAUGUUCAAACUAAAUGCACAAAGCAAGCUUUACACUUGGAACGUGAAGCUGACGCACACAGGCUUCUUCCUCGUUAAUUACAAUUACCCUAGCGUCAUUCAGUUAUGCAACGGUUUCAAGACCUUACUGAAGUCGAACAGCAAUAGAAGCAGAGGCGGCUACUGA